UUUUGUGCUUUAGUGCGCUCUCCUGUAUAUAUCCUUCCCCUAUAUACAUGUGUACAGAGGAGGCUUCCCACAGUUACAGCGUGGUCCUCUGUACCACCCAGUAAAACAUGGAAGCGCGCUAGACUGUAAGAAGGCUGGCUGUUGAUUUGAUUUGGCUCCCUGUAAAAUAUCGCAAACCUAAUACAAUCGCGUGAACUCGGUGAACUUCUCUCGUGCACUGCUGUUAGCGCGCGCGUAUGCUGAGGCAGUAGGAGCGCGUGCCGUCAGUCCCAGGGGACAAUGAAUUUGCGGAGGUAGACUGCGUUUUACUCACUCUCCCUUCAAGUGGGUUUGAGGUUUUCGUACCAUUUUUCAAGUACGAGUGGGAGGUGAUGUUAAACUCCUGGCACGCACACAGAUGUGUUUCUAAAAGCCUACACUGCGGUAGAAUGAGCGACUCAUUUACGACCUUCUACUAUGACGGAAACUUAAAUUCAACUGAAUGACUUUAUGGAUUAGCGCGUGCUGGGGAGGGUUGGCUAUGUAACUAACACGGGGAUUAAUCGAGCUCGUCCAAACCGCAUCCAUCCAUCUGGAAGGAACGUUAGUCUCUGCAGGCUCCGUUCUCCUCCAUUCAUCCGUUACUAUGUAAGACAAUGGUACCAGUUCCUCCGCAAAAACACGCGCGGUUGCUUAGGUUCUGAUGCUUGGCUGCGAAACAAUCAGUCGAUCAGCACCAAAACCCGGUUUUCUCCAUUUCAUAUGGGCGAAGACGAGGAGUGCUCCAGCGCCCCUUCACGCCGCGGAGGAAAUGCAGAGAACGGAAAGAACGGAGCCGCUCUGGACCCAGAAAGAGAAAAGAGGUAUGCGGAGCUGUUCGAGCAACUGGACUUGAAUAAAGAUGGCAGGCUUGACAUCAAUGAACUGAGGACCGGACUGGCAACUCGUGGUUUACAACUCCGAGAGGCUGAGAAGAUAGUCCUUGAGAGCGACACCAACCAUGAUGGUCUGCUGGAUUUCCAGGAGUUCUCUCAGUACCUCCAGACUCACGAGAAAAGACUCUGGCUCAUGUUCCACAGACUGGACCACAACAAUGACGGGCAAAUUGAUGUGGGGGAGAUCCAGCACUCACUACAAAAGCUUGGAGUGGAGGUUACCAUGGAACAGGCCUCCAAAAUACUGCAGAGUAUGGACAGAGAUGGGACUAUGACUAUUGACUGGAAUGAAUGGCGCGAUCACUUCCUGUUCAACCCUUUGCACAACAUGGAGGAAAUUGUCCACCACUGGAAGCACUCCCAUAUGUUUGACAUUGGGGAACACCUGACAGUGCCUGAUGAGUUUUCAGAGCGGGAGCGGCAAUCAGGUUUGGUUUGGAGGCAGCUAGUUGCUGGAGCCAUGGCAGGGGCAGUGUCUCGGACAGGAACUGCACCACUGGACCGUCUCAAGGUCUUCCUGCAAGUGGGUAUUCACACUGUCCUGCCACUGAUACACACAUUUAGUUUACUAUAUACUGACCUGAAAAGAGCCAGAGACAUUAGUCGACUUCAUGCUCUGUGUAAUUUCCAGUGAUUGUUGUUAUUGCUACACCCAGUCCUUAACUGAC
Oreochromis niloticus (Nile tilapia) is the source of this 1582-nucleotide messenger RNA. Its product is annotated as calcium-binding mitochondrial carrier protein SCaMC-3. Gene Ontology annotation, molecular function: calcium ion binding. NCBI's taxonomy places the organism in Eukaryota, Metazoa, Chordata, Actinopteri, Cichliformes, Cichlidae. The record is from RefSeq and is a predicted model, not a curated record. The transcript has 5 exons. The coding region runs from base 742 to 1548 and encodes 268 amino acids. Gene Ontology annotation, biological process: transmembrane transport.